AUGCCCGCGGACCCUCUGCUCCGCGCGGAGGUCUGCCAGGUCUACACUUCCGGCGAGCAGUAUGGUCGCGUCACCGAGCUCGAGGACGGACAGUAUAAGGUCGAGGAUAUGGUCGAGGUCGCCAAGCAGGCAAAGGCGCGGGCAAAGAGCCCGCCCGUCGCAGCCGACACAAAGGGCAAGGCGCGCUCCACCCCAUUCGAGUCGCGGCGCGGCGGCGCGGCCGGCGCCGCUGCCUCUGGCCGCAAGGGCGGCGCUGCGGACGCGCCGAAGAAGAAGAAGGGGCCGCCCAAGAAGAAGCCCGCCGCCAAGCCCGCCGCCAAGCCCAAGCCCGCCGCCGCCAAGCCGCCCGCCGCCAAGAAGGCGCCCGCGCCUGGCCCCCACGAUGCCGGGACGUGUCCACGACAUGCCAAGAAGCUGCCGGCGACGGAGGGGGGCGAUGACGACGACGAGGAGGAGGAGGACAGCGACGCCGUCUUCGAGGCGAAGCCGCGGCUCAAGCCGAAGAAGCGGGCCGCGCUCGGGAGCGGGUACAAGCCGCUCGCAAAGAAGAGGCCUCUCCGAGUCGCAACGAUGUGCUCCGGGACCGAGUCGCCGCUGCUCGCGCUCGACAUGAUCUGCGGCGCGCUCAAGGCGCAGAGCGGGCAGUCGAUCGCGGUGGAGCACGUCUUCUCGUGCGAGAUCGAGCCCUUCAAGCAGGCCUACAUCGAGCGCAACUUCGCGCCGCCCCUCCUCUUCCGCGACAUCCGCGAGCUCGGCGACGAGGAGGCGACGACAGCGUACGGCGCGACGCGGCCGGUGCCGGGCGAGGUGGACGUGCUGAUCGCCGGCACGUCGUGCGUCGACUACUCGACGAUGAACAACAAGCAGAAGAAGAUCGACGAGAAGGGCGAGUCGGGCCAGACCUUCUGGGGCAUGCUCGCGUGGGUCAAGCGGACGCGGCCCUCCAUCGUGGUGCAGGAGAACGUGUGCAGCGCGCCGUGGGAGGAGAUGGUCGGCUACUACGCCAAGGAGGGGUACGCGGCGACCUUCCUGCGCGCUGCCAUCAGCGAGCUGUCCUGCCCCGCCUCCUCCUCGCUCGAGGCCUUCCUGCUCCCGACCGACGACCCGCGCGUCCACACCGCGCGCGAGGACCUCUCCCACAUCGACCCGACCAAGCAGCGAGGCGUGGUCGACUGGGGCCGCUGCGAGACGCGCCACCAACGCGCGCGCACCGACGAGGAGCUCGGCGCCAAGCGCCCCCUCACGCAGUGGGUGUCGCAGGGCCACUGCGCCGGCCCCGACUUUGCGUGGCACGACUGGUUCAAGAGCCAGGUCGAGCGCGUGGUCGACCUCUGCGACAUCAACUACCUCCGCCUCGCGCGCGAGGGGCAGGACGCAAACUACAAGACGCUCGUCUGGAACCUGUCGCAGAAUGUCGACCGGUCCACGGCGUCGUCGCGGCCGGGCGUCUGCCCUUGCCUCACGCCGAACAUGGUGCCGUACGUCACCAACCGCGGCGGGCCGAUCGUCGGGCCCGAGGUCCUCGCGCUGCAGGGCAGCAUCCCGGUGGACGACCUGCUGCUGACGCGCGAGAACAACGACCAGAUGGCCGACCUCGCGGGCAACGCGAUGUCCUCCACCAUCGCGGACGUCGCCGGCGGGUUGGCGAUGGCGGAGAAGCCGCUCGCGCUGCUCGGCGAGGGCGGCGUCGGCCCGCUGGCGCAGCUGCUCGCCGAGGCGGCGGGCUCGGCACGCAUGUGCGCCUCGGAGGGUCGCACGCGCGUCGCGAGCGACAUUGUCCGCUGCGCAAAGUGCGGCACGACAAAGUCAAAGUCGGGAUGCCCCGAGUCGUGGCCGGAGCACGUCGACAUGGCGCCCGUCACCGAGCCGCGCACUCCGCCGCGCGAGUUCGAGGCCAAGCUCGCCGCCGCCCUGCCGAUGGCCAAGGCCAAGCCCGCCGCGAAGAAGGACGAGGCGCUGUGGCGCGGCUGGGCGGCGGCAGUCAAGGCGCUCGAGCGCGAGCGCUUCACCUACGCCGAGGCGACGCUGGCGACGCGCGGCGAGUCGUGGUCGGUCACCUUCCGCUCCGAGAAGGGCCGCGUCGUGAUGCACCUCGGCCGCGAGUGCGUCGAGUGGCUCGCGUACGCCUCUCCGCCGCCGCAGCGGGGCGUGCUGCGCGAGCUGCUGCUCCAGCCCGUCGCGCGGAUGCGCGUGCCUGCCUCCGCCGCCGGCCUGCUCGACGGGGCGUGGGAGCUGUGCUUGCCGGCGCUGCGCCAAGAGCCGGUGUCGGUCACGGUCGCGUCGGUCGGCGAGCCGGUCGAGUCGUGGCAGGCGUCGAUCGGGCUCGAGGCGGAGUGGAAGGGGUCGACUCGCUUCCGCUCGUGGCGCGUCGAGAUGGCCGACUCGGCCGCGCGCCUCUUCGACGUGGAUGUGCGCGGCGAGUACGAGCUGCUCGAGAAGUGCGGCGGCGCGAUGAACUGCCUGCACCGGCGGGUGGGUGACGGCGCCCCGCUCUUCCUCUUCCUCGACCCGCACCGGAUCGGGGCUGCGGAGCACGACUCGGUCGUGUUUGCCACGUCUGCGGAGCGGGUCGGGUACGGAGAGACGCGCCGCACGGUCGCCUCCCUCGACGCGUCGUGGCGGCCGUGGACCUCCGGCGAUUCGCCUCCGGCGUCGCGCAGCGAGGCGGUGCACUGCAUCGUGCGCGGGGCAUGGGCGGCUGCGCCAAAGGCGUCGCUGCCUCCCGCCGGGGAUCAGGGGGCCAAGCACGCCUACCCCGCCGCGCCGCCAAAGCUCCUGCUCGAUGCCUCCUCCCGCGCUUCCGCCACCGCGCCGGCGGCGGUGCCGGUCGUGCGGUGCGCCGUCCCCCUCUCGGAGGAGGAGGCGGCCGCGUGGCCGAAGGGCGAGUGGGAGCAGAUCGCGGUCUCGAAGUCGCGCCGCAAGUUUGAGGCGAUCUCGUGGAUCACCGAGCGGCUCGACCUGCCGCCCCAGAUCUCGGAGUGGACGGCCCUCGGUGCGGCGGACGCCUUCGCCGCCUGGUCUGCGGGCGGGUCGCCUUGCGAGGUCUGCGCGCCCGCGAUGCCCAAGCUGCAGUGGGCGCAUGGCUCGCGCGGGCAGGCGGCUGCGACACGAGGGCCCGUGAGCAAGGCGGGCGCGUACGAGCAGGCGCUCAAGCGGCGCCCCGCCGCCUUCGGCGAGGGCCUGCCGCCGCUGACGCUCUCCUCCAACAAGCACGACCCGGCCGCGCCCCAGCCGCCCCACUUUGGCCCCUUCAAGGGCCGCGUGGGCAAGGUGCUCGCGCUGCGGCCCGAGCAGCAGCGCUCGCUCUCGUGGAUGCUGGAGCAGGAGGAGGAGGGCGCCGCACCCUUCAUCGAGGAGGAGGCGACCCUCCCCGCCCUCAACUGGCGGCUCGAGGCGCGCGCGCGGGUCGGGUACGGAAAGACGGUCAUCACCGUCGCCCUCAUCGACGCGGCCCCGCGCGAGCCGCUCCCCCCUCCUCCGCCUCUGCGGCGCGACGGGUUCAUCCCGCUCAAGGCGACCCUCGUCCUCGCCCCGUCGCACUUGCUGCGGCAGUGGCCGACCGAGGUGGAGCGCUUCACCGGCGGCGCGCUCAACACGGUCGUCCUCGCGACGAUGGCAGACGUCAACAAGCACUCAGUCAAGGACCUCGAGAAGGCGGACGUCGUCGUGUGCGCCAUCACGCUGCUGCGCAACGACCUCUACUUCGAACGGCGCGACUCGCCAGCCGGACGAUGCCACCUGGAGCCCCUCUCCGACCCCCCUCCGACCCUCCUCCGGACCGUCCUGCAGGCUGGCCGCCUUCGCCGGCUCGGGCGCGCUGCCCAACGGCAAGGCGUCGCUCCGCCACUUCACGCAAGCGAGCAAGUCGCCUCCCUCUCGAGCGGCGACCUCAGCGCGGCGCAGAGGCGCGUGGCGGACGGGCGCGCGGGGCGCGCCUCGCAAAAGAAGGCGGCCGCUGCGUCGGUGAUCGGCAAGUCGCUCGGCAACACCGCCAACCGCGCGGGCGUCAAGCUCGAGUCGAUGGCGAUGGCCGCGCGCGGCAAGGGCACGAAGCGGCCGGCGCCGGCGCAGUCGCAGUCGGACGAGGACUUUGCGGACUCGGACGAGGAGUCGGAGGAGGAGGCGGAGUCGGACGAGUACGACGAGUCCGAGUCGGAGGAGCGGGCCCCAAUCACCCCCAAUCACCCGACAAUCACCCAGAGUCACACAGAAUCACCCGGAAUCGAGGAGCGACCCGCAAAGAAGAGGCCGGCCGCCAAGGCGAAGCGCGCGGCCAAGCCAGAGGAGAAGGACCCGUGGGGGCUGCACGGCACCAAGGCGUCCAAGGACUGGAAGCACUUGCAGGCGCUGCCGGUUGAGAUGUUUUACUGGAACCGCGUCGUCAUCGACGAGUUCACGUACAACAACGAGCGCGACAACGUCGCCAUCGUCACCGGCGUCAAGGCCGCCGCCCGGUGGGUCCUCUCGGGCACGCCGGACGUGUCUGGCUUCUCGGCGGCGCAGUGGCUCGGGCUCACCCUCGGCUCGAGCGACGCCUCGGAGCUGACCAAGGCGGAGCAGAAGCAGCAGUCGGCGGCAGAGCGCUUCGCCUACUUCAAGGAGGUGCACACGCCCGCGUGGCACGCGACGCGCCACGCCAUCGCGCAGGACUUCCUCGACCGCUUCGUGCGGCAGAACGUGGCCGAGAUCGACGAGAUCCCGUGGCGCGAGCAGGCGACCCGUGCGGCGGUCGUCGCGCUGCCGCCGCCCGAGCGCGCGCUCUACAUCGAGCUCAAGAACCACCUCGAGGCGCUCGACAUGAAGAACUCGCACAAGACCAUCAAGUCCAAGUGCAAGUCGGAGAACGACCGCGAGGCGCGGCUGGCGAACAUCGUCGCCACCCGCACGGCGCAGCUGCAGCUCUGCGCCGACGAGAUCGAGAGGCAGACGGCGUACGCGCGCGACGCGAUCGGCGCCUUCGAGGCGCACCACAAGCCGGACAAGCUCGACGCCAAGCAGAAGGAGCUGCUGCUGAUGCCGCGCACCCACUUCGACGACUGGCGGAGCAAGGAGGUCGCGGCGAGCGGCGACGACGAGGCGGCGCGGCGGAUCGCGCAGCUCGCGGGCCUCGCUCGGGCAAAGGGCAAGGUGUCGCUCCCCUCCAACGAGAAGGGCUUCAAGGACAAGCUCUACUGGACGCGCGACCAGGCGCACCCUGCUGCCGCGGCCGCAGCACGCGCUGCGCGCCGCACCCCCCCUCACACCUCUGCCCGCGAGCAGAAGGAGCUCGUCGGCCGCGUGCGCUCCCUCCGCUUCUUCGAGGCGGUGCGGACGCCCUCCUCCUCGCUCAGCCUGCUCUCGUCGUGCGGCCACGCGGGCCCGCACGAGGCGCUGUGCGAGCACGCCGAGCGGCAGGAGUGCCCGCACCCCGGCUGCAAGGCCGCCGUCCGGCCGGGCUGCGUCAUCCGCCUCGGCUCGGAGACGGCGGACGGCGCGGGCGGCGCCUUUGGCGCGAAGCUGUCUGCGGUCGCGUCGCUGAUCGGCCGCACGCGGGAGGAGGAGCGGGUGCUCGUCUUCGUGCAGUUCCCCGACCUGCUGCAGAAGGUGCACGAGGCGCUCACUGCGGCGGGCCUUCGCGUGGCGAUGCUCAAGGGGACGCCGACGCAGCGCUCCAAGGUGAUUGAGGACUUCCAGCAGCACACGCUCAAGAAGGGCGACGCUCGCGUGCUGCUGCUCAACUUGCGCGACGAGUCCGCCGCCGGCGCCAACCUGACCCAGGCCUCGCACGCGAUCUUCCUCCACCCGCUCCUCGUCGGGUCGCAGCAGGAGUUCGACUCGUGCGACACGCAGGCGCGGCGGGGCGCGGAGAUGACGUCGCUCCGCUGGAGUGAGCGGCCCGGCGCAUUUGUGGCGGACCCUUACGGUGCUGCGUGGGAGGGCGGAGUGCGACCUUGGAGCACUUGGAGCACUUGGAGCACUCGGAGGCACAUUAAAUUCUUUUUCACGAUGCACGGACGAUUCUACCGCCUGUCUGCUUAG
Molecule: messenger RNA, 6018 nt
Organism: Emiliania huxleyi CCMP1516
Lineage: Eukaryota; Haptophyta; Isochrysidales; Noelaerhabdaceae
Exons: 38
Coding region: 1-6018 (2005 amino acids)
Molecular function (GO): methyltransferase activity; ATP-dependent chromatin remodeler activity; ATP binding
Source: RefSeq, a predicted model, not a curated record